AUGUUCACCCAGGCCCUCGUCAAGACCAUCCUACUCGCCGCAGUGGCAACAGCGGCCAGUCUUCCAGUCAGACAAACCACAAUACCCACCUUUCGCCUCGCGGCAAACGUGACCAACUUUGACCUCACACCCUCCAUCCAGGGCCAAGAGCUCUCCUACACCCCCAAUGCCGACUGUGAAGCCAACGCCAUAUUCGUGCCGGCCGGCCAGGGCGCUGAAUUCUACACCACUGGCAGCACCGUCGACGUCGCUCACUUCUCUGGUGACGAGGCCUCUUCCGCGGCUGGACUGAUCGUCACACCUGGCGGAACGGCUACGGUGCCCAGCUUAAACACUGUCCAGUUGCAGUGCCAGGCUGCGACAUCUGGUGUCACCGUCGCUGACGGAAGUCUGCAGUUCCAGGACGGGUUCUGGAUGGCAUGUCCUAGGAACGGCAGUGUUGCGUUGAGCUUCAAGGAAGCUGGACAGAGGACCCUCCUUGGGUGUGCUGAUGUCCAGCUUCUCAGCAUUUCGGACGACGUUUGA
Colletotrichum orchidophilum is the source of this 525-nucleotide messenger RNA. RefSeq lists its product as uncharacterized. The record is from RefSeq and is a predicted model, not a curated record. The coding region runs from base 1 to 525 and encodes 174 amino acids. Lineage: Eukaryota; Fungi; Ascomycota; Sordariomycetes; Glomerellales; Glomerellaceae. The transcript has a single exon.